CUGUCUCUCAAAAAAACUUUUUAAUUUUUUUUUUAUUUUAUUUUAAAUAAACUCUUCUCCCUGCCUUUUGUUCCCCAGAUCCAGUCUUCAUCCAGACCUGAAAAGACCUAGGCUCCAGCUGCCGGUCUCCUGCUGCCCCUCAGGCCAUGUGCACAGGAAAUGCCAGGGGUGGCUUUUUCCCACUGCCAGUGCUGUGGUCUACAGUGCUAGGCAGCCCCUCAGCCAGCUAGACAAAGUUCUCCAUGAAUCCUUCCCAGAAAGUCCUGUUCCAGCCUGGGGCGGAGUCCCCAUGACCCUCAUGGCACCACUGGCUUCUCAUGUCAGCUAUGUUACCUUCCUGCUCCUCAAGGUCAUGAUUACGGUGGGGCAUUGGUUCACUCACAGCCUUCCCGCCAUGCUCCCAAUACACAGCUCAGCACCUGGUACAACCUAUGUCUCCAGCUUGGGUGGAGCUCUCAUGCCAGGCCACUUCUCACCCAUCACCCUAACCUGGGUAGGCACCAAGAGUGAGCUGCAGGGUCAAGGACCUCUGGAGCAGCCCCUACCCACCCUGGCCUGACCCUGCACCCACUGGCAGCACAGUCAACACAGCAGGUUGGCUCACAGCAGAGGGCAAAGGCCAUGAUCAGCUUCUUUUAUAAGGGAAUGAUCAUGCACUUCAUGUGCUGAGAGUGUCCUGCCUGGUCCUCUGUGGCUGGUGGGGUGGGGGUGCCAGGUGUGUCUAGAGGAGCCCAGUGGGCAGCAAGGCAGUCAUGGGGCUGGAUGCACUGGUGCCCCUGGCCAUGACAGUAGCCAUCUUCCUGCUCCUGGUGGACCUGAUGCACCGGCGCCAACACUGGGCUGCACGCUACCCACCAGGUCCCCUGCCACUCCCUGGGCUGGGCAACCUGCUGCAUGUGGACUUCAAGAACACACCAUACUGCUUCGACCAGCUGCGGCGCCGCUUCGGGGACGUGUUCAGUCUGCAGCUGGCCUGGACGCCGGUGGUCGUGCUCAAUGGGCUGGCGGCUGUGCGCGAGGCACUGGUGACCUGCGGCGAGGACACUGCCGACCGCCCGCCUUUGCCCAUCUACCAGGUCCUGGGCAUCGGGCCGCGCUCCCAAGGGGUGUUCCUGGCGCGCUACGGGCCCGCGUGGCGCGAGCAGAGGCGCUUCUCCGUGUCUACCUUGCGCAACUUGGGCCUGGGCAAGAAGUCGCUGGAGCAGUGGGUGACCGAGGAGGCCGCCUGCCUCUGUGCCGCCUUCGCCGACCAAGCCGGAUGCCCCUUUCGCCCCAAUGGCCUCCUGGACAAAGCGGCGAGCAACGUAAUUGCCUCCCUCACCUGCGGGUGCCGCUUUGAGUACGACGACCCUCGCUUUCUCAGGCUGCUGGACCUAGCGCAGGAGGGAUUAAAGGAGGAGUCGGGCUUCCUGCACCAGGUGCUGAAUGCCGUCCCCCUCCUCCUGCGCAUCCCAGCGCUGGCUGGCAAGGUCCUACCCUCCCAAAAGGCUUUCCUGACCCAGCUAGAUGAGCUGCUGACCGAGCACAGGAUGACCUGGGACCCAGCCCAGCCACCCCGAGACCUGACUGAGGCCUUCCUGGCAGAGAUGGAGAAGGCCAAGAAGAACCCCGAGAGCAGCUUCAAUGAAGAGAACCUGCGCCUUGUGGUGGCUGACCUGUUCUCUGCUGGGAUGGUGACCACCUCGACCACACUGGCCUGGGGCCUCCUACUCAUGAUCCUGCACCCGGAUGUGCAGCGCCGUGUCCAACAGGAGAUCGACGACGUGAUAGGGCAGGUGCGGCGACCAGAGAUGGGUGACCAGGCUCGCAUGCCCUACACCACUGCCGUGAUUCACGAGGUGCAGCGCUUUGGGGAUAUCGUCCCCCUGAAUAUGCCCCACAUGACAUCCCGUGACAUCGAAAUACAGGGCUUCCUCAUCCCUAAGGGGACGACGCUCUUCACCAACCUGUCAUCGGUGCUGAAGGAUGAGGCCGUCUGGGAGAAGCCCUUCCGCUUCCACCCCGAACACUUCCUGGAUGCUCAGGGCCACUUUGUGAAGCCAGAGGCCUUCCUGCCUUUCUCAGCAGGCCGCCGUGCAUGCCUCGGGGAGCCCCUGGCCCGCAUGGAGCUCUUCCUCUUCUUCACCUGCCUGCUGCAGCGCUUCAGCUUCUCGGUGCCCGCCGGACAGCCCAGGCCCAGCCACUCUCAUGUCAUGGGCUUUCUGGUGACCCCUUCCCCCUACGAGCUUUGUGCUGUGCCCCGCUAGAGUUGGGCAUCAAGCCCCCAACUUGCUCCUCAGCUGGGACCCUGUUGUACCGAAAAUGAAUCUAGUGGCUCCCACUUGGUUUCUGAAUCCAGUCUGGGCCCCUGCCAAGGUCCUGGUUGUGUUGAGUCACCUGCCUGAUGUCAGCG
This is a messenger RNA of Piliocolobus tephrosceles (Ugandan red Colobus), 2392 nucleotides long. RefSeq names its product cytochrome P450 2D17-like. Gene Ontology annotation, cellular component: intracellular membrane-bounded organelle; cytoplasm. NCBI's taxonomy places the organism in Eukaryota, Metazoa, Chordata, Mammalia, Primates, Cercopithecidae. The record is from RefSeq and is a predicted model, not a curated record. Gene Ontology annotation, molecular function: iron ion binding; oxidoreductase activity, acting on paired donors, with incorporation or reduction of molecular oxygen, reduced flavin or flavoprotein as one donor, and incorporation of one atom of oxygen; heme binding. Gene Ontology annotation, biological process: xenobiotic metabolic process; arachidonate metabolic process. The coding region runs from base 753 to 2246 and encodes 497 amino acids. The transcript has 9 exons.